Messenger RNA from Culex quinquefasciatus (southern house mosquito), 4658 nucleotides. It is a transcript of the gene fz4, whose product is annotated as frizzled-4. Bases 1605 to 3347 code for a protein of 580 amino acids. Gene Ontology annotation, cellular component: plasma membrane. NCBI's taxonomy places the organism in Eukaryota, Metazoa, Arthropoda, Insecta, Diptera, Culicidae. Gene Ontology annotation, molecular function: Wnt-protein binding; Wnt receptor activity. The record is from RefSeq and is a predicted model, not a curated record. Gene Ontology annotation, biological process: canonical Wnt signaling pathway; non-canonical Wnt signaling pathway. The transcript is spliced from 3 exons.
UCGUCGCAGGUAGACGUGUUUUUUGCUGCUGCUGCUGCGCAAUCGGUCACGGCACUUUUAUCAGUCCGGAAUUCCGACCUGAGCUUGUUUGUGGCCUUUUUUUUCGCGGUUGUGUUGUGGAUAUUCGCGCGAAAGAAACACUCGGAUUUUCGCAAGUUUUAUCUAAAUUAUGAUAAUUACGUAGCGGCGGUUUGUGGGGUGUUGUUAUUUACGUACUGCUGCUUGUACGGUUAAUUAAUUUAUCUUGGGGAGGACACGACGGUGCAGGACACUCUGAGCUUUUUGGGUUUUUGGAGGCUGUUGAACCCUUGGAGCAGAACAUGUUGGCGCGAUCGUAACCGUAUGCAAAUAGUGAUCGCGUACGAAGGAGUGGCUCGUGUGUGUUCCAUGAAAAGGGAGUGUGAUUGCGUAAAUAUUUGAGCCGCAAAUUUACAUAAAAACCAGCGUAUGAUAAAAUAAAUUUGACGAAACAGUUCACACUGGGGCGGCUGCUGUGGAACCCCCGAUAUAUCCAGUUUGCGUUUGCUGUGCAAAUAGAGGAAUUGCGGAGUUUGCGGGUGAAGUGAAUAACCGUCCGCGCGUCUGUUUACGCAUCGGAAUCGAUCGCGCGCGCUCGUAGAAAUUGUGUGCAGAAUCGGUGUGGAUCAAUAGACGCGGCGAGGUGCGGUCCGAAGAAAACGCAAAUUUUACCGUGAUUUAUUUAUGAAAGCAGAACGUGUAGAACGUGAUCAGCUCGAUAUGUUGCGCGAUACAGCGCUGCGGUGGUAAAAUAAGCAAAAUUUGGCCAACAGGUGGUUUGGUGUACUAUUGUGCAAGCGAGAAAUCAGUGUUUUUCGAAAGGAAGAAGUCAAGUGCGGAGAAAUACUUUUGCGCGGCAGACGUCGAAAAAUGUUGUUUUUCGAGUAAACACUGUUGCGUGGAGGGGACCCCAAAGGGAACAGAUGAAUUACAACAAAUAAUCGCAUAACAAGGUCUACCGAGAAGAACCCGCAGAACCACAGAGAGAGAGAGAAGAUCGACUUAAAAGAAACGAGAAAAUUAUUAACGAAGACGCGAAGGGCACAGCACAGCAAGGGAAAGAAGGCUUCACGUUUUUCACGAGCGAGAAGAAGGCACUGUUAUAGAGAGACGGAGCUCCUCUGCGGAGGAUGAAUGUUAUUAUUUUUAUGAGAUGAGCGCUGUGAUGCUGCUGGAUUCGUUGUCGAUCGGUCGGAUGUUGUUGGGGCGAUCGUCGUCGUCGUCGCCGGCGUGGUGGAAUGUGUAGCGGGAUCGCGGUGCCUCUCUCGCGUCUCGGCUGAGUCUGAGCUGGAGAUCUGAUGUUGUGUGUGGAAAUGAUGCAAAAGAAUAACCAUACCGCCAUAUACGACCAGUGAAGAGAGGAAUACAAGGAAGGAAGGAAGGAAAAAAACUUUGACAGAGAUCUGCGCGCGUAACGACGGUGCGGAGAAAAGUGUGAAUAUAAAAGCUUUUAAAUAAGAUUAGAAUUCAAUUAAGGCUUUUUAUGGUGACUGUAAAGUACUAAUAACUGAACGUCGAGGGAUUAUUGCCAGCUGCCUCUGGAUACAGAUAAUAUUGCGCCCAGAGUAUAAUCAACCGGCCUGAAGAUGGCUACAAGACUGCUUCUCAAGCUAACCCUGCUGCUCAGCUGUAGUGUUGCGCUAGGGUCGUCGGAUUUCGCGACCCAGCGCACCUGUGAGCCCAUUCGGAUAGAGCUGUGCCGUGGCAUAGGGUACAACGAGACUUCCCUUCCGAACCUCGUCGGUCACGAGCUGCAAACGGAUGCGGAUUUCACGCUGCAAACGUUCUCCCCACUUAUCCAAUACGGUUGUAGCAAACAGCUCAAGUUCUUCCUGUGUGCGGCGUACGUCCCGAUGUGCACCCCGAAGGUUUCGAUGCCCAUUGGACCGUGUCGGGGGUUGUGUCUCACCGUGAAAACGCUCUGUCAUCCCAUUCUACAGGGAUUUGGCUUCCCGUGGCCGUCCGCACUGGACUGCAACCGGUUCCCAGAGGAGAACAACCACGAGCACAUGUGCAUGCAAGGCCCCGGCGAACCCACCGAUGGAGUCAUAAUGAUUUCCAAGAAUGACCGACCGACCUGCCAGGGGUUGGUCAAGUCGCAUCUGUACGUGCGGUUGAAUCGGUCCGGCCGGUGUGCGCCCCUCUGCGAAGCGGACAUCAUGUUCGAACAGAACGAGAAACACUUUGCGGAAGUUUGGCUCACGUCGUGGAGUGUGGCGGCGCUUUUCACGGCCAUUGUGGCCACCCUCUGUCUGAUCCUGUCCACCAAGCGCUGGGACAAGAUCCUGAUGCCGCUGGUCAUCAGCCACUGUUUGGUCACGGUCGGGUGGGCCGUGCGCUGGCUGGCCGGCCGCAAUGCAACGGCUUGCGGUUACGAUAUACAGCUUCCGGGCGUUUCGCUGCUGCUGACGGACGGCCUCAUGACGGCACCAUGUGCGGCCACAUUCCUGUUGCGGUACUACUUUGGCAUGACGGCAGCUGUUUGGUGGGCGAUCCUCUGCUUGCGGUGGAGCAAAUCCGUGCGCCGACUGUUGAACACCGAGCUGAACGGUGAUCCGCACGCGGAAAAGUCGGAAUCGUCGUGCAACACGCUGUUUCAGCUGGCGGCUUGGGGACUGCCGGCGCUGCAAACCGUUGUGGUGUUGGUAGUACGGCUAGUGGACGCCGAUGAGCUGUUUGGAUCCUGCUUCAUCGGCAACCAAUCGGACCGCGCCCUGCUCGGCUUCGUGGUCGUCCCCCUACUAACCUACUGGGUCAUCGGCUCGGGCUACCUGUUCACGGCGUACCUCCGCAAGCGCUCCUCGUCGGCCCUGCUCGUCAACAACCUGCCGGUCCACAUCAACGGCAUGGGCAAGUUCCUGUUCAUCUACUCGGUGCCCAGCUUCCUGCUGCUGGUGAUCAUGUUCUACGAGUUCGCCUAUCGGGAGAAUUGGCUGAACGUGCCGCAUCCCUCGCUGGAGCUGGCAUCUUCCGGCAAGGCACCGAUUUGGCCGUUUAUUCUGCGCGCCGUCAUCGAGCUGCUGGUGGGCGUGCUCGCUUCGGCGUGGGCCGUCGGUCCCCGGAUAGCCGGGCUGUGCCGCAGCAAGAUCAACAACCAGGUGUACAAGGCGCCGAACGCCGCCAACUGCAAGUUCAGCGGCUCGCCGUACUCGGCCGCCUCGUACCAGAUGGUGUGCCCGCAGAACUCGCUCGUGUCGGUGUCGAUCGGGAAGGUUCCGCCGCGGCACGCCCGCAAGUACCCGUCGCACUCGCACAUCAACCGGAAGCCGCGCACCUACAAGGCGUCCUCGCAAACGAUGAGCCUGACGGGGAACGAGACGGUGCUUUGAGGGGGUUCAGGCUGUUAAAGGUUGUGUAAAUUGUCGAAGGAAAGGGAGCCAAAACAGGGAAUCGAUGAAAGCACGGUCCGCGUUGACGUGCAAUGUGAUAUUAAGUUUAAGGCAAAAAUCAAGUUUAAAUUAUUUUAUUUGGAUAUUUUAUGUGUUUUUUCUUCGUGGAUCGUGUCGCUGUACAUAACAGCAGUGGAUGUAGGCUAGCCCGAAACGACGAUGUAUUUCGUGAGGGGUGUAACGAAGUGGUUACCCCUGGCCGAUGAUUGAUACUUAAGGAAAGUUUAAUUAUACGUUGCUGGAAAAGGAUACACAACAACUUGCAGAGCGACGAAACGACGCGUCUCGUGAGCUUUUUUUUAAGAUGAGAAGAAGAACUCCAGAAAACAAGGUCUUAACCGCGGUAACGGAAUGAAUAAUUUACAUGCCGAGUGGUAUCUCUCCCUCCAAAUUGACCAGGACGGACAAGGAUGACGUGAAGACAAGUCGUCAACCGGUCGUUGUGCGGGUCGUAAAUUGGCCAUGGCGUGAGGAGCUGUUAAACGACUCGAUGGUGGAGAAAAUUUUCGGCGAUCGCAAGUAAAUUCCGCGACGUCGUAUAGUUUCGUGGAGACGAGAUCCCAAUUGUUUCAUGAUCCGCUCAAUAAGGUACUUCGGGUACCUUACCGGCCAUAACUUGCGCGAUGGUGGCGGCGGCGUCGGCGAUCGCGUCGAACCGAUUACGCCAAAAAUGGUGUGGAAGAAGAGAUGAGAAAGCUUGUAAAAGCAAGAUAAAAUAAGAAAUAUACGGCACCUCGUCGGUCACUUCGGCCUGGCCAUUUCUGCGUGUGUGAUGGGUGUCUCGUUUGAGGCCAGUAUUGGCAGCAGCGUGUUGAAAGCCCCUUCUGCGCGCGUUGGGAGACGCGCAUUUCUCGAAUAUAAUCGAUUUUUGAUUGGAUUUUUGCGCUCCUCUCUUCGACGGGUGCGAGCGAGCGAGCGAUGUGACGGAACCAUAACAAUAAUUUAUGAUUAAAAUUUUUACGAUAAUGUUGGUAAAUAAAUAAAUAAAACUUUAACUACGCUGAACGGUGGCGGCGGCGGUGGAGGCGACGAGUUGGUUUUGGGAGGGCUUCGGGGAGUGCACAUGUGCAACAUAACGAGUAAGCAUAUCGUAAUGAAAGGGUGGGUUGCGCGCGAAAAUGCACACCGCUUUUUGUCGUGGUUGCAUGUAAAAUAAUGCAAAAUUGCAUACGAUCUACAUAUCAAUGACGGUUUUAUUUGCUGAUCUCUUGAAUGUGAGACAUUGUCACCAACACUACCAUAUUUUGGAUC